Messenger RNA from Austrofundulus limnaeus, 1188 nucleotides. RefSeq names its product NADH dehydrogenase [ubiquinone] iron-sulfur protein 8, mitochondrial. Gene Ontology annotation, cellular component: respiratory chain complex I; membrane. The record is from RefSeq and is a predicted model, not a curated record. NCBI's taxonomy places the organism in Eukaryota, Metazoa, Chordata, Actinopteri, Cyprinodontiformes, Rivulidae. Gene Ontology annotation, molecular function: 4 iron, 4 sulfur cluster binding; NADH dehydrogenase activity. Gene Ontology annotation, biological process: mitochondrial electron transport, NADH to ubiquinone; mitochondrial respiratory chain complex I assembly.
GUGCUUUGGGGGCCAGCCAGUUCAGACCGAGGUUUUUCAGUUUGUCUGUGCAAAGAAAUGGAUUUAAGUAUGUGAAUGCAAGUGCCCUGGAUCGCCCUACAGACGUUAGAUCCAUCGCGGACAGAGCUGCACAAUACUUGUUCAUGACAGAACUGUUUAGAGGUUUGGGUAUGACAUUGAGCUACCUGUUCAGGGAACCUGCGACCAUCAACUACCCAUUUGAAAAGGGACCACUGUCGCCACGCUUCAGAGGAGAGCAUGCUCUGCGCAGGUGUGAACAUUUUCCUUCAUUUUAUAACAUUUGUGUCCAGGCCAUUACAAUCGAGGCCGAGACCAGAGCUGAUGGUAGCCGAAGGACAACUCGCUAUGACAUCGACAUGACUAAAUGCAUCUACUGCGGUUUCUGUCAGGAGGCGUGUCCUGUGGACGCCAUCGUAGAGGGUCCUAACUUUGAGUUUUCCACUGAAACCCARGAAGAACUGCUCUACAACAAAGAGAAACUCCUCAACAAUGGAGACAAGUGGGAGCCUGAGAUCGCUGCCAACAUUCAGGCUGAUUACCUCUAUCGAUAGAAACACGUGUCGAAGGCUUGUCUGGUCCGUGUUCAUGUCUUUAACAUGUUAUUCUGUAUAUACUGUAAGAAGACAAACUCAUGGCUGUGCUUCAGGGUUGGCUUUAAGUUGUUAAAGACUAAUAAAACAGACGUUUCUCUUUAGAUUUGAUCUGUUCUGUCAUUGUUCAAAUUAAAUAUUUAAUACAAUAUUUAAAAAACAAACCAAUCCUGCUUGUGUGAUGUUUAAUGGCUUUCCACAGCAUAGUUGGGUUUAUUAUUCAACCUUCCAGUCAUGUAGGAGUAAAUAGGAUGUGAAGAAACAGAAAUUUAAAAUGAACCAUUUAUAAAUAUGAACAUUUAAGAACUAUUUGAAUAAUUAGUCUUCAGAUGGUUAUAAAAGAUCAUUGAUUUAUUAAUCAACUGCUACUUUCUAAGAGUUCCCAACUCAUCGUAAAUAAACAAGUUUUAUGUAAAACAAAUAUUUAUUUCUUUUUUGAUCAUUAUUGUCAAGUGAUUACGGACAGCCUAUGCUAAUUGUAGCUAGAUGCUAAUGUCCACAAGUGUGCAAAAGUUUUAAUGAUGAAUGUCACUUCAGAUUUCAACUCUUGAUACAGAGAAUAAAAUUCUGAAAAACA